UACCCGAAGCGUCAUGGAAACCCACCGUGAACGUCAUUUGUACAAAUAACAAAUCCGAUUACUCAAAUCGGCAGUUUCCAUUUUCUCUCAAAAUUAUCGAAGCAGUCACCCGAUUUUGACUCUUUUAUUUUUCUACAAUCUCAGCGACUAAUACGAAUUACGGUUUCAAUCGGGUUUUCUGUAAGCACAACUUCUCAAAUCUACUUGUUCAAUGGCGUCCAGUUCUAACAGAGGUGGUGGCUUCUAUGGUGCUGCUCCAUAUAGAUCAAGAGAAGGGCUUAGCACCAGACAAGGGGCUGGUUCUGAUGAAAUCCAACUACGCAUUGAUCCAAUGCAUGCUGACCUGGAUGAUGAGAUCGGUGGCCUCCGAAAGCAAGUUAGACAGCUAAAGAAUGUAGCCUCUGAGAUCGAGUCAGAAGCUAAAUUUCAGAAUGAGUUUAUCAAUCAGCUGCAAAUGACACUUAUAAAAGCUCAAGCAGGAGUGAAGAACAACAUGAGGAAAUUAAACAAGAGUAUUAUACAGUCUGGUUCAAGCCAUGUUUUGCAUGUUGUACUCUUUGCCCUUUUUUGUCUCUUUUUGGUUUACAUGUGGUCCAAGUUUUCGAGAAGAUGAGGUAAGCUUUACUCCAUAAGCCAAAUAAUUUUUUAACAGAAGAGAAAAAUAGGGUUUGUGAGACGCUCGCAAAUACUACCGUAAAGAUGGUGUAUCUUUGCAUGUGAAGAUUGUGUAUUUUGUGAAACUAUACAAAGUGAGAUGUCUUUUCUAUAUUUGAGAAUGAUGUGUGUGGCUAGUAGCUUGUAUUUAUGCAUAGCCAAGCCCGGGCUUGCUGAAAAGCUUAGUUUGGGCCCAGUCAAAGCUCGGGCUUGGUUGAUUUUAUGAGCUUAAA
Helianthus annuus (common sunflower) is the source of this 887-nucleotide messenger RNA. RefSeq names its product bet1-like protein At4g14600. The transcript has 5 exons. Bases 212 to 613 code for a protein of 133 amino acids. The record is from RefSeq and is a predicted model, not a curated record. NCBI's taxonomy places the organism in Eukaryota, Viridiplantae, Streptophyta, Magnoliopsida, Asterales, Asteraceae.